Molecule: messenger RNA, 1758 nt
Organism: Tarenaya hassleriana
Lineage: Eukaryota; Viridiplantae; Streptophyta; Magnoliopsida; Brassicales; Cleomaceae
Product: shaggy-related protein kinase alpha-like
Exons: 13
Coding region: 428-1609 (393 amino acids)
Biological process (GO): protein phosphorylation; signal transduction
Cellular component (GO): cytoplasm
Molecular function (GO): protein serine/threonine kinase activity; ATP binding
Source: RefSeq, a predicted model, not a curated record
UUUUUUUGGUUGAGUGUCUGUUCUUAGGUUCAUGCCCAUUAGCGGCUUUUACUUGAUCUACUUGAAAUUCGGUAACUUUUCUUAUCCGCGACGAUCGAUCAGUGUUUCGCUGGGUGCCAAGUGUAAGAAAAGUGCGAGAAAAUCAGGAACUUGACUGUUUGGGGUUUCUGAUUGCCAUGUAUUUUGAUUUUGGUUAGAUUAAGUUCCUUUCAUUUUCUACUAAGCUACAUCGAAACAGUUGCCAGAGGAAACCCUAACCUUCAUUGGCGUUUGAUAUCCACGCAAGGAGAAAUAGAGACACACAUAUGAUGUUUUCUCUUUGCUGAUUAAGAAAGUUGAAUUGGGGGAGUGAAUUCGGAAGAGGGUUACCCAUACGGCGUCCGUAGGUGUGGGGACUGUUUCUGGAUUAAGAGAUACAAUCCUAAACAUGGCAAGUGUCGAUAGAUUGCCCGAGAAAUUGAAGGAUAUGAAAAUAAAGGAUGAUGAAAAUGAAAUGGAAGCUCCCGUGGUUGAGGAUAAUGGCAUGGGAACUGGUCAUAUAAUCGUUCCUACCGGUGGUGGUAACUCCGAUCAGCCAAAGCAGACAAUAAGCUACAUGGCUGAGCAUCUCGUUGGAAGUGGAUCUUUUGGAAUAGUUUUUCAGGCAAAGUGCUUAGACACUGGUGAAACUGUGGCAAUUAAGACAGUCUUGCAAGACAAGAGAUACAAAAACCGGGAAUUGCAGACAAUGCGUCCUCUGGACCACCCUAAUGUCGUGUCUCUCAGGCACUCUUUCUUCACCAAGACCAAAAAGGAUGAGCUUUAUCUUAACCUAGUACUGGAGUAUGUGCCUGAAACUCUUGACAGAGUGAUCAAAAAUUACAACAAGAUGAACCAAAGGAUGCCACUGUUAAAUGCAAAGAUCUACUUUUACCAGAUCUGCAGGGCCCUAGCUUACAUCCAUAACUGUUUUGGAGUAUGCCACAGAGACAUUAAGCCACAAAAUCUGUUAGUUUUCCCAAAUACCAACCAGGUGAAACUUUGUGAUUUUGGUAGUGCCAAAGUCUUGGUGAAAGGAGAACCGAACAUAUCGUACAUUUGUUCAAGGUACUACCGAGCACCUGAGCUCAUAUGUGGGGCCACUGAAUACACUACAGCAAUCGACAUCUGGUCAGCUGGCUGUGUGUUGGCCGAACUACUUCUUGGGCAGCCUCUCUUUCCUGGUGAGAGCAGAGUUGACCAGCUCGUUGAAAUCGCCAAGAUCUUAGGUACCCCGACAAGAGAAGAAAUAAAGUGCAUGAACCCUAGGUACACAGAGUUCAAAUUCCCCCAGAUAAAGGCCCAGCCAUGGCACAAAAUAUUCCCCAAGCUCAUGCCUCCUGAAGCAUUGGAUCUUGUCUCGAGAUUCUUACAAUACUCUCCGAACCUUAGAUGCACUGCUUUAGAAGCGUUAACGCAUCCUUUCUUCGACGAGCUGCGUGACCCCAAACCCCCUUGUACGCCAAACGGGCGAUGCCUCCCACCGCUUUUCAAUUUCAAACCUCGCGAGCUAGAAGGUGUUCCUCAAGAAAUACUGGUGAAGCUUGUACCAGAGCAUGCGAGGAGACAAUGCAGCUUUCUUGGGACAUAAAGUGGUUCCCUUUUAUCCAACAUCGAAUCACUUUGAUCCUCCAUAUAUAUAUAUAUAUAUAUAUAUAUAUGUAUUAUGUGGAGAAGUGGCUACUGACUUGUUAUUCAAGUUACCUGAACUAUAAUGAAAAAGACCAAUUGAUUUGUUCA